GAGGGCGGCGGCAGCGGCAGCGGCAAGAGGAGGAUGGCCGCGGGUGCUGGCGCCAGUGCGGACGGCGGUGCUGGUGGUGGCGGCGGCGGGGGUGACGGCAGCUGUCCCAGCAGCAGCGGCGGGAGGAGCCUCCGGGAAAUGGAUGAAAAGAGGCUGCUGGAUCCAGGGUUGAAGGCUCAUAAAGGUCUCUGGGAUCAUAUUCUGAAGAGCCAGCAGAUGGAAUGCCUGAGUGACUGAAGAAAAUGGGUGCUAAUGCAUCUAACUAUCCUCAUUCAUGUUCCCCAAGGGUAGGGGGAAACUCACAGGCCCAACAGACUUUUAUAGGGACAUCAUCCUAUUCUCAGCAAGGCUAUGGUUGUGAAUCAAAAUUAUAUAGCCUUGACCAUGGGCACGAAAAACCACAAGACAAAAAAAAGAGAACCUCUGGCCUUGCCACCCUCAAAAAGAAAUUUAUUAAGCGUCGAAAAUCUAAUCGGUCUGCUGAUCAUGCCAAGCAGAUGCGAGAACUCCUCUCUGGAUGGGACGUUAGAGAUGUCAAUGCGUUAGUGGAGGAAUAUGAGGGAACUUCAGCCUUAAAGGAGCUUUCUCUACAAGCCAGUUUGGCUAGACCAGAAGCCCGGACAUUGCAGAAAGAUAUGGCUGAUCUUUAUGAGUAUAAGUAUUGUACUGAUGUAGACUUAAUAUUUCAAGAAACUUGUUUUCCUGUUCAUCGUGCCAUUUUGGCAGCAAGGUGUCCAUUUUUUAAAACACUGCUUGCUUCCUCGCCUGAAUAUGGGGCAGAGAUAAUAAUGGACAUCAAUACAGCUGGUAUUGAUAUGCCCAUGUUUUCUGCUCUGUUACACUACCUUUAUACAGGAGAGUUUGGAAUGGAGGACUCAAGAUUUCAAAAUGUUGACAUCCUUGUUCAACUUAGUGAAGAAUUCGGAACACCAAACUCCCUUGAUGUAGAUAUGCGUGGACUCUUUGAUUAUAUGUGUUAUUAUGAUGUCAUCCUAAGUUUUUCUUCAGACUCUGAACUGGUUGAAGCUUUUGGGGGAAAUCAGAACUGUUUAGAUGAAGAGCUGAAAGCCCACAAGGCUAUUAUUUCUGCACGGUCUCCAUUUUUUCGAAAUUUAUUACAAAGGAGGAUACGGACUGGUGAAGAAAUCACAGACCGAACCUUGAGAACUCCCACAAGAAUUAUUUUAGAUGAAUCCAUUAUACCAAAAAAAUAUGCAAAGGUGAUACUGCACUGUAUGUAUACUGACAUGGUAGACCUCUCUGUUUUACACUGUAGCCCCUCUGUGGGGAGUCUCAGUGAAGUUCAGGCUCUUGUCGCAGGGAAGCCAAGCAUGACUAGGGCAGAAGAAGCCAUGGAACUUUACCAUAUAGCACUGUUCUUGGAAUUUAACAUGCUUGCACAAGGCUGUGAGGAUAUCAUUGCAGAGAGCAUCUCAUUAGAUACCUUAAUUGCCAUCCUCAAGUGGAGCUCUCAUCCAUAUGGCUCUAAGUGGGUACACCGGCAAGCUUUGCAUUUCCUCUGUGAGGAAUUGUCCCAGGUCAUGACUUCGGAUGUUUUUUAUGAACUCAGCAAAGAUCAUCUGCUUACUGCUAUCCAGUCUGACUACCUACAGGCAAGUGAACAAGAUAUCCUUAAAUAUCUAAUUAAAUGGGGAGAGCAUCAGUUAAUGAAAAGAAUAGCAGACAGAGAACCAAACUUAUUGAGUGGAACAGCACACAGUGUGAACAAAAGAGGAGUGAAACGACGAGACCUGGAUGUCGAGGAGCUUAGAGAGAUCCUUUCUUCUCUCUUACCUUUUGUGCGAAUUGAACACAUCUUACCCAUAAACAGUGAAGUCUUAAGUGAUGCAAUGAAAAGAGGUUUAAUUAGUACUCCUCCAUCAGAUAUGCUUCCUACAACAGAAGGUGGAAAGUCAAAUGCCUGGUUACGGCAAAAAAAUGCUGGUAUAUAUGUUCGACCUCGGCUGUUCUCCCCCUAUGUGGAAGAAGCAAAGUCAGUGCUGGACGAGAUGAUGGUGGAACAAACAGACCUUGUGCGGUUGCGGAUGGUCAGAAUGUCCAACGUGCCAGACACACUUUACAUGGUCAGCAAUGCUGUGCCACAGUGUUGCCACAUGAUCAGCCACCAGCAGAUCAGCAGUAACCAGUCAAGCCCUCCUUCAGUGGUAGCCAAUGAAAUUCCAGUUCCUCGUCUCCUCAUCAUGAAAGACAUGGUCAGACGCCUGCAGGAACUGCGGCACACGGAGCAGGUGCAGAGAGCCUACGCACUGAACUGUGGGGAGGGUGCCACGGUCAGCUAUGAAAUCCAGAUUCGAGUACUGCGGGAGUUCGGACUCGCGGAUGCUGCUGCAGAGCUCUUGCAGAACCCUCACAAAUUCUUUCCUGAUGAACGUUUUGGGGAUGAAAGUCCACUCCUGACAGUGAGACAGCCUGGGAGAUGUCGCAUUAACAGUACCCCUACUGCGGAAACCAUGUUUACAGACCUGGACUCUUUCAUGGCUUUCCAUCCACCCCUGCCCCCCCCUCCCCCUCCAUACCACCCUCCUGCUACUCCAAUCCAUAACCAACUCAAAGCAGGCUGGAAACAAAGACCUCCCAGUCAGCACCCUUCACGUUCGUUUUCUUACCCCUGUAAUCAUUCACUGUUUCACUCCAGAACAGCACCCAAAGCUGGCCCUCCCCCAGGCUAUUUGCCAGGUGUUAAAGCAGCACCACCUGAUUGCACCAACUCCACAGGGCUGGGGAGACAGACAGUCGCUGCUGCCGCUGCAGCUGCUGCUGCCUCAGCAGCAGUGGCCUCUGAAAAACAAACGGGUACACAGCCCGUGCUGAAUGAUCUGAUGCCAGAUAUCGCCAUGGGCAUAUCCACACUGUCACUCAAGGACAGGAGGCUUCCAGAACUUGCGGUAGACACAGAAAUAAGCCAGCCAGUCUCUGAAGCAGGAACAGGGCCUCCCCAGCAUCUCUCGUGUGUUCCACAGAGGCAUACACAUACUUCUCGGAAAAAACAUACACUAGAACAAAAACCAGACACUAGAGAAAAUCCGCAGGAAUACCCGGAUUUCUAUGACUUCUCAAAGGCUGCUUGCAGCCCUUCCACUCCUGCUCCUGGCAGAUGUGCCCCUUCCCCUCCACAAGGCGGAUAUUUUGGUCCUGAUUUGUACAGCCACAGUAAGGCAUCACCAAAUGGCUUAAAGUCAGCCUGUCUACCCAGUCAGACCUCUCCUAAAACACAGGAAGAAGCAAGGAGAGAGUACCCACUUUCCUCUGAUGGCCAUUCACACAGGCAGAAGAGUGAGCUGAUUCGUCUGGAUGUUGUUGAGCAACCUCCCCCACGGUCUGACUUUCCUUUGGCAGCACCAGAAAAUGCUGGUAAUGGUCCACCCCAUGUCAGGGGACGGAAUGGAGUAGAAACUGACUUGACUUUCGGUCUGACUCCUACUCGACCUUCUUCACAUUCUGCAUGUAGCUCCGAGGCUCCAGAAGAACGACCCAGUAGAAGACUGGCUGACAGUGAGUCUCUGGGCCACGGAGCUCAGAGAAGCACAGAUUUGGAAAGGGAAGAUUCCAUAAGCAGAGGAAGGAGGUCUCCAAGCAAGCCAGACUUCCUCUACAAAAAGUCUGCCCUCUGAGAGCCACCUCCAAGUCCCCUGUGCCUGAGAAGUGAGACAUCCCAUUGAGUGAUGUAACCCAACAACUUACUGACCAGUUUAUCAAUGCCAGCUCAGUUUCACAUUGUUUUAUUCUGGGUUUUGUGUGUAUAUAUGUUUAUUACACAUGGCAUGCUAAGAGGGUUACUUUGAAUGUUGCAUCUGUCUGUUUUAUGUUUGAACAACUGUAGGGAACCAUUUUAAAGAGCAAGCAAGCUGGCACUUUUUUUCCCUCUUUAUAUUGGAAAAUUUUGCACUUGUACAUUUAUUUUAUCUGUAUUGAUUUUAUAGCAGUAUGUUAAACUUUAUUGCCACAUUUAAAAGACUGUAUUUUCAUACUUUUUUGCAUUUUAUCUUUCAUCUACCAAUUUCCAUGUGCAUUGGAUUGCACACUAAGAUGUAUUUUCUUAUGAAAUAGUUCCGUGUUUAUUUUUUAAUUAUAGAAAUUCCAAAGAACAGCACAUCAAAAUGCUCCUGUCUUUUUAGUAAUUGUUUUAGUUCAGAAAUCUUCCUGCUCAGUUCCCAUAAAUCUAAUGUCAUUCUUCAGUAAGUCUUGGGAGCUGGUCUUCAUUCCCCCAGCAAGAGUCCAUUCCAGGGUCCUGAAAUUUUCGGGUCAGUAAGAACAGGAAGAAGAAAGGCCUUUGGUGCCCAAGCUGAAGCUGUCACUUUGUUCACAGUGUGGACGCUGUCAGGACCCUGCAGAGUCUGCUUAUGUGGAUUAGGGUGUUGCAGAUUUGCUCACUGGAUGAGGCUCGAAGGAGGUCUCCCUAGGAAUGGGAAACUGGCAGAAAUCUGAGAGGAUUUCUGGCUCUGUGACACUUGGCUUCCCUGGUUGAAAGAACUGCCUGCUGCCUUUAGUUGUCUUGCUUUCUAUGAGAAAAAACAAAAGGGCUUCAGUCUUAUGGUUGUUAUUUGGUAUUUGUAAGCAUAUGUUUCCUUUUAAAUGUUUUUCAAAGUAUGUCUGAAUUUUGUUGUCCUAUAAAAAGUUGUUGUAUAAUACAUAAUGCUUUUUCACCAAAAAAGAAGAAGAAGAAAUUUGUUUGCAGUUAAACACUACAUGUCCUACUUGAACUUCACUAGGGAUGUGCUGGUUCGGCAUUUACUGAACCACUGAGCACAUGGGGUCUUUAAGAUCCUCUCCCUUGGAAGGGCAGCAUGUGAGCUUAGGACUGUUUUUCUUACUCUCCUAUGUAAAUAUGUUAGUAUUUGAGUUUUUAAAUCACUUAGACAUCAUUUGAACUUUCACUUUGUAUUUUUACAAACACAGCCGUAGCACUUAGAAGAAAAGAGACUUCCUAAAUGUCCCUUCAUAGGAAGGAUAUUUGGAAACCUCUUUUCAAGAUAUAUAUAUGUCACAGAUAUAUAUCACAGAUAUAUAUAUAUAUAUAUAUAUAUAUAUAUAUAUAUAUAUGUCACUAUGAAUCACUCACACUCUAAAACUAUGCAGGGCUUGGGAGCCUUUACAAGCUACCAUAUAAAUGAAUUACAUGCACUUUGAAAUAAAUAGGUUCUAUUGGGUGUCAACAACUCUGAUUUCUCCCAAAACUGUAGUUUCUCUUAUGGUCUUUUCCUACUUUACCCUGUGGAUAUACACUCAGGAAUAAUCUGACAUUUUAAAAAAUCCUAAUAGUAGAUAAUCUCAAAGAUGGGAACCAUGUCAGUCUGUCUGUGUACACCGUCAGACUGCCGCCCCUUGUUCUGCUGCCUGACUAGUCAGCUGCUACUAGUGCAUUUAUUGGCCGUGGUGGUGUGUUCUGAGCUGUUAACCUCCCAGAGGUCACAUUCAUUUGCUGUGAGAUCGGCUCACAUCACCUUUAUGGCUCCUUUUUUAAAGAUGGAAAAACAGGACUGUCCUCAUUUUUGAAUUUUAGCUCUUUUAAUAGAUGAUGGUAUGUUUGAAGUCCAAUCUCUUCAGAAAAAAAUUAAGCCUAUGAUAUCCCUUAUUGUGUGGUUAGACACAUGUGUAGACAUGAACUGUUUUAGAUUUCUCAAUCAGACUGUUCUGGGUUGAUACUGAAGAUAAAAACCUACUUUGGGAGUGAAAAAAAGCUUUCUCAUCUCUGACCUGUUUGUUUUUGCUAUUUUUCCCCACGUUAGACCAUUGUUGUUGAUCCCACACAUUAAAUUUUUGAGUGUUCAUUAAAUAUUUUUUAUAUCUCCAAAUGGAAUUGUAAAAAUUAGUGAUCAUUAUUCAUAGUAUUGUUUAAUUUAUGAAGUUUGCUUUUCAUAGCUUAGUUUACCAGGCUAAACUAUGUGUAUAGAGGGAAAUCUUGCUUUAAUCUGUGGGAUUGUGGAUUAAUGUGAUUUGCAGAAGAUAAACGUGGUUUUUAUGUGUGUUAGGUUAGGUGUUGAUGGACUUGUAAUGUAUCUUGUGAAGUAUGGUUAAUAGGGUAGGUUGAAUAGCUAUGUGCCUCUAGCUUUUGAACCCAUCUAUUGAAUCUUUUUCAGUGCUGUACUAAGAUAAAUGUGAAGUCUGAGCAAAGUUGCUCUCAGAAAAGAAAAAUAAUGUAUAAUGUAAAACUUAGGAACAGGAACUGGCAUUUCACUUGGUAUAAAACUGUAUUGAGAACCAAAUCACAAAAAUUGCAGAUCUCCUUUUGAGGCCAUGGACAAUCAGGCCAUUUGGACAAUCAUUACUUGCUGCGCCCGCCGUGUGUUAGGUUAGAGAACCACCAGUGAGGUGCUAGCGCAGAGGAGGAGAGUCAGAUUUCUUAAAGAUGCUGUUGAUCCUUUUCUAUGUGAUUGUUUUAGUCUUGUGAUUUUGAAGAGUAAUUUAAGUUCAAAAGCAACCUGUGGUUCCUGGGGAAACAGUAUCAGCAUGAAAAGCCAAAAUCACUCGCAUGCCCAUCUCACACAUGCCCCCUUUAACUUUAUUUCUAGGCACGUGUUCCUGGACCCAAAUAGCCUGACGUGUUGAUAACCUGCUAACUUCUAAGGGUUUUUGCAGACUUUUUUUUUUGACACAAGGUCUCACUAUGUAUCCCAGGCUGGCCACGAACUCACAGUGAUUCUGCUUCCUCAGCCUCCCUAGCGCUGAGAUUACAGGUGUGCGCCACUAUGCCUGGCUUAUAUUUAUCUUUUUCUAGAACUGUCUGUGAAACUAAUUCUUGUUUUUACUUUCUCAAAAACUGGUUUUUCAUUUUUGAGUUUUUUGGCGUGUUUUGUUUUGUUAAUGCUUGUCAUCCUUCAUCAGUUUUCCUUUGGUUGGUAGUUGGGGUUGUAGCAGCAGGCAGUCUUGGACAUUUGAACAAAGUUGAUGCUGCAGAAGGUGAAGGGGAGAGGAGAUGCAGUUCCCGUCGACGGAGGCUCUAAGCUGACCUCCAGAGUUGAAACAUCAACACUGCCCAUUAACUACUCAGCAAGGUAGAUCUCUCUCUCUCUCUCUCUCUCUCUCUCUCUCUCUCUCUGGUGGAACCAGGGAUCAAACUCACAACCUUGCACUUGCCAAGCAGGUGUUUAUGCCGCUGAGCUAAAUCCCCAGCCCCUUCUUUUUCCUUUUUUUCACUAUUUAAUUCCAUGGCUGGUUUCUAGUGCCCCAAGGCUGAGAUAAGCCUUGGUCAGGUCAGUUUGCUGUGUGGCUCUGGGACCUGAGGAUGCCAGGCUCAAAUCCUGUUCCAUGGCUCAUGUUAUUCUCAGUCUUUAGCAUCCCUUGCAUGUAAAUAUCCUCCUCUUGAUGAGCAGCUUUGCCAGGACAGCAUCAAUAUCACAUUCAAGAAUCCUUGACAAUUCUUUUGUUGAUCUUUAAUCCCUAAACAUUGGGUCCACUUUUCCUCACCUAUAUUUCCUAUUUUGCAGAGAUUUGGGGAAUUUUAUCGGUGCAAGUAAAUCAUGCCCUUCUAGCCAUAAGGCCUUAAGGUAUGAGAACAUGCUUGCGCCAUGUUUCUCUACCAAGUCAGCUUCCAUCAUUUCCUGUCCAACACCAUGUAGGAAACUUGCAUAAGAGAGACCUUCAUCAAUAAAUGCUUUCAUAGUCAUAUAUGGAGUCAUCUCAGCAAAGGUUGUCAUUAACUUGAGAGAUGAAGGCACAGCCAGUGGGUUGAUUCCCUAGUUCAAGAAGACUCAAGUAUUUUCACAUCCAGUCAGACGUGUAAAGGUCUGCCGUUGUUGCGGUUGCACCCACCCUGACAGCAGCAAACACAGCAUUAAAUCAUUUUCUUAUGUGCUCAAGAGGUUCUACAGUGACUUCCAAAGUCACAGCCUUGUUCUGAAGGUCAUCUCUGGCUUUAGUCCCAGGAAAAACCCACAGUGCAUGGAUUCCCUUUUCAUUUGGAAGUCCUCUAUCCAGUAUCCUGAAAAUGCAUCAUACAGUUGUGGGAAACUGGGGGGAAGGGUUGAUAGGACCUCUCUUACACCCCCUCCUAGUGCUCUUGGAUGCGCUCGGCAGCUGGCCCAUCGUUGUAGUGACUGCUAAGACCACUUGGCAGGAGAAGGAAGGGUAACUGGUUGACCUGCACCACCUACUUCUAAUAUAAAAGAUGUGGUAUCCCAAAUAGGUAUUUACAUAGUGUUGUAUUUGCCUUUUAGGAAAAAAUGUAUCUCAUGAAAGACUUGUAAGAUAGUUGUUUUAUAAUUACAAGGCAUUCUUUUUAUCUUUGGACAGAAUUCAAAGGGAAAUGCUUUGACUUCAGGUGUUCAGUUGACCUUCAGCUCUCUGUCAUCACUAAUGAAGCUGCAGUGGCGGGUGCUAUUCCCAAGUGUGCAAUGGUUCACUUUGUCUACUUGUGGUUUACUUUCAAACCUUAUUACAGAAAAUCUUGCUGAAAAGGUUACCAUACUCACCGCUGGAAGGUAUUUCACUUUUUCAUCAACCCUGUUGUAUGAACAAUGUUUUAGGAAAUGUUAUCUUUUUGUCCUAUCAGUUGCAGUAGCUGUCGUGUAGUUAUUGUCUGGUCAAGUCCUUUGAUUUUUUUUUUCUUCUUCAGAAAAAUCCUCAUACCGUGUGUUAGUCUUUCGGUAUUCUGGAUGUGGUUGUUUUCAUAGAAGGGUUACUUGGAAGUGUGUGUCUUGAAAAUAACCUCUGGUGUUUGUGUGUGUAUGGGUGGGUUCUGUCUGAGAUCAGAUAAACUGCGGAAGCUUCCUGGGGCACCUGCAUGUAACUGUGUACCUCGGCUGCCUGGGCAGGCCGUGUGGAAACCUCCUCUUAGGUGGGAUGGCUCAAAGCUAAAGGUUCCUGAAUUCCACUUGCUGUGUAGGUGCCACAUCCAUGCUUGAGAGAUGUGGGGCCUUCUACACCACUGCAUUUCUUGUGGUUGUGCUGUUACUGGUAUAAAGUCAAGUGCCUUCAAUGCUAAAGGCUCAGAAAUUUUUCUUAAACUGAUUUCAUGUCCUAUGCAAGUGUUUUCUACAACCUGCAUAACCAGUACUUUGUAAAACUUGUUUACGCUUCAAUUGUACAUAGUGUUUUUUAAAGAAAUAUAUAGUAUUUUUAUUUAGGUACCUCCAAACUUGAAUUUGUCUGUGUGAAGCAUUGUAAAACAAUACAUUUCUCUUUUGAGUACCAUUACAGUUGUACAGAGGUUUUCACUGGUUCUAUUUUUCUACUGUUACUGAUAAGCAUGUAACACUGACUUUAUCCUACAUAUAGUUGGCAUUUCAAAUAAAUGGCUUGUAUAGAA
Molecule: messenger RNA, 9265 nt
Organism: Cavia porcellus (domestic guinea pig)
Lineage: Eukaryota; Metazoa; Chordata; Mammalia; Rodentia; Caviidae
Gene: Btbd7
Product: BTB domain containing 7
Exons: 11
Coding region: 243-3632 (1129 amino acids)
Biological process (GO): morphogenesis of a branching epithelium; regulation of branching involved in salivary gland morphogenesis
Molecular function (GO): protein binding
Source: RefSeq, a predicted model, not a curated record